GGAAUGAAACAAACUCCAGAAUUGACUAAAGUUCAGACAGUAAGCUAUUGGAGGAGAGCAAUGGCAAUGAGCUGAGCUUAGGGCCAACGAGACUUGGUCAUUUACAGUUCGAUUGCUGGCGAAGACGGAUGCAAGCAGUAAAGCCGUAAAGACGUGAAGCCGUGUUUUGCAGUCCGUGUUGGGGGAAAACUUAUACGAAAGUUGACGCGACCGUGGUGAAGUUGAAGUGAAGUUGCGUGAAGGAAAGUGAAGUGGAGUGGAGGUGUAUUGAAGCCGCCGCCGGAGUGAUUAUAGUGAAAGUUCAAUGAAAAAAUUUUUGCAUGCAAUCAAUUGUGAUAAAUUAGUUUUCUAAAAUAAAUACAAAAAAAGCCCAACCAAUAAAAAAUAUAAAUUAAAAAAUGCAAAAUCAAUCGAACCGUGUCAAAAUGUCAUCGCCAAACAACAACAAAAACAACAGUCAUCGGACUUUAAGCCGCAAUCAACAACAAUUUACCUACAACACGCUGUUGCUCAGCAUAUUUGCAUUGAUUUGGCCAGUCGAUGGUUUCAACUUUGCAAAUCAACCGAAUAUUGCAAUUCCAGCGCCACAGCAUUUGAAAUUCUUCAAACCACAAACACGCAGUUCCUAUUUCGGUUACACGCUGGUGAUGCGACCAACGAGUGAAUAUGAAUAUGCACAGCCUACCCAGGGACAACUAGUGCAUUGCGAGUCUCAAGUCAACAAGUUUCUUCCUGAGAUAACUACUU
Molecule: messenger RNA, 747 nt
Organism: Rhagoletis zephyria (snowberry fruit fly)
Lineage: Eukaryota; Metazoa; Arthropoda; Insecta; Diptera; Tephritidae
Product: integrin alpha-PS3-like
Source: RefSeq, a predicted model, not a curated record